Schistocerca serialis cubense is the source of this 5405-nucleotide messenger RNA. RefSeq lists its product as uncharacterized. NCBI's taxonomy places the organism in Eukaryota, Metazoa, Arthropoda, Insecta, Orthoptera, Acrididae. The record is from RefSeq and is a predicted model, not a curated record. The coding region runs from base 50 to 1918 and encodes 622 amino acids. The transcript is spliced from 11 exons.
CUUUGACGUUCAAGCGUCAGUUGCUGUGUUGUGUUUUAGUUGUUAGGGUAUGGGCGUGGACAAAUUCGUAAUUCCAAAAAUGCGCUUUAAACUUAUGUUUAUGUUGUCCAUAGUGCUUUUGCAUGUAGCAUUGAUUUCAGCCAAUUGUACAAUUCCACCCGUUAUUCAAGAUUCAUGGUUUUCUUGGGAAAAUGGGAAGAGUACCAUUACGGAGAUCAACGGAGAUUCAAUGUCGAGGAAGGGGCGCUGCCUCGCAAUGAAAGAAGAAUACCAUGUCAACUACACGUUUGUUUUCAAGGAAGAUACGUUAACUUGUUAUAAUUGUGUGAAGCUCAUUGUACGGACAGUGAACGUUCUAGAGAAAAUAGAGACACCCUGUGUCACAAUUGGAGCAAAUGAAGAACCAACAGUUGAGAGAGUUUGCAGAGGUUUACAUUCAGAUCAACAACUGAUAACACUUUUCUCAGAAAAUUAUGUGCCUGUUAAUUGUCGGUCCAGUUUAGAAGGAGUGUGGCAGUUUGCAUACCAGAAUCGCUUUCGUUUCACUGGAGAAUGCGAUCAUCCAGAUGCUCAGAUUCGUUCCUGUCAAACUGCUGGAACACAGUUUCUCAUCACAAAUCAGAAAUUUAAUAUAACUUAUAAGAAAUGUCCCGGCAUGGAACAGACUUUUGAUGGAGUUGUUGAGUACAGUUGUUUAGGUGACUGGUUUGUGGACAAAAACCACUUCUUUGCAGUGGCUAAUACCAAAGAAUCCAGGAAAGAUGAGAAGUACAGGUGUUUCCUAAAAAAUAGGGAUGAUGAUCUAUAUAUUGGUGUGUCAAUUACAGCGGAGUGUAACACUCUGAAGACAGUGGAGAAGAGUCCAGAGAGACUCCGUGUUACAGCAGUGAAGGCUGAAGUGGUGGAACCAGGGUGCAGACUACCUCAGAAUUUCUCUGGUGAAUGGAUAAAUACUGCGAAUAUAGAUGCAGACAUAAUGAUUAAUGAAACUCAUAUUGUAGAAACUUGGUUUCCGGAUGAGGGAAGAUUUCGGCGUACAAUAUAUACUUGCCGUGAACAGAGGGGCACUCGUUACAUGAUGGCGAGGCUCACUGUUGAUGGCUGUCAGAAAGAUUAUGUGUGUUUUGAUUUUGUGCCCCAGCACCAUAAUAUCAUCAGAUAUCGCCGUGGUAUAGCAGUUAUAAAAGAUGAUUUCCAUACAGUCUGUUCUUGGGUUCAGUUCAAAAAUAAGGAAGCCUGGAAAUAUGAUCUUUAUUUAUCAAAGAGACCAGUACCUGUUCAGUGUCCUGUGGCAGGAAAAUUUAAUUUCACACAGCGUGGGGAUGUUCCAUUCGAAACCCGUAUUCUUGGAGGUGUUACACUGUCACCAAGACCUAAUAUCUAUUGCAAACAGAAUAUAUCAGACUUCUCUGUGUGUGACAUUGAACAGAAAGAAAUUGCAAUUGAUGAAACUUACUGCCUUAGUGUGGAUCAUUUGGGAAGACCUGUUGAUAUAUACAGUGACCCUGAUUACAAGAUGAAAUGUAUUGGAUUCUGGAAAGAGAAUCUGAAAUCAUAUCUUAUAACAUAUGAUGAACUGGAUCCGUACAGCAAGUAUCGUUGUUGGGUAUACCAAAGAGCUGACCUUAACAGAGUUCUGAUGUCCCAAGCAAUAGGUCCUUACUGUGACUUGAAGCAGGAUGUUACUAGUUGGAACUUCACCGAAGGUGCAGCAGUGGCUUUAGAGAUGCAAGAAUAUGAAAGAGAACGUGAUCAGUGUCCAAUGCACUUCGACGAUGGUAGCAACCCCUGGUGGAAGAGAGACAACCACAUUCAUAUUUUUAGGUUUGGCAACCAUGCAUAUUCACUACAGAAUGAGAUUAUUUGCAUAUUAAUGGGUCUUUUAUGUUCAUUAAUCAGGCUAAGGAUGAUUCUUUGACUGCCGUAAAUGUUGAGUGUUCUUGUUGGACCUGUUUGCAGGAAGGAUGUGGUAGAUUUUCUGCUCAUGGGCAUGUUGUUCUUUUUUAGCCGAUAAUGUGACAUAUUUUGUAUUUGAUUAAACGUGUCCUGUGAAAAUAUCAGUUUUUACAUAUUUAUGACAGAUGAAAUGUUUUUAUAUUGAGACAUGUUACGCUUAGAAGUGGUUUUUACUUAAUUAAUCUAUACAGUAACAUAAAAGCCAUGGACAACUUUGUAACAGUUAAAGCCUGUUGUUUAUUAAGUGAUCUUGUUUGCAAUUUGGUCCCAAAACAGAAACUGUGUAUCUAGUUGCUGUUAAAGGUGAAAUGCUAUGCAGAGGGGGAGUCAUUGUCUGCAGAGGGGGAGUCAUUAUCACUUAUAUCAUCUUUUGUAAUUGCAUUUUGAUGAAAAGAUACACUUAUCAUCACUGCUGUUUUAAUAGUAAGUGGUUAGAUUUAUGUUUGCAAGAGAAGUCAUGUACUGAUUCUCUCCGUAAUGUGAGUUUCUUAUUUGCAUGUAAUAUUUCCACAUAAUGUGGACACAAGCAAUUCAAAGUAUGAAAAAAUUAUUUUGCCAAGUGAUAGUAUACAGAUGACAAUUUUUUUCUGUACUUUAAAUAUUCACAGAUUCUUAUGCACCAUAAUAUUAAUGCAGUAAUGGUCUUAAAAUGUACGGCAUACAACAAAGUAUACAGAUGACAAUUUUUUUCUGUACUUUAAAUAUUCACAGAUUCUUAUGCACCAUAAUAUUAAUGCAGUAAUGGUCUUAAAAUGUACAGCAUACAACAAGGCAGAGAAGGUCUGUGAGACUUUCCUUAUAAAAAAAUCUGUAAAUACAUGAAAUGAGGCCAAAGUCUCCCUAAAUCGUGUGUCAUCAGUUCUCUUGUACUGUGUUAUCAUGGAUAUGUUUGUUUCUGCAACAUUUUGUCUCACACGUAGCAUAUUUGCCAGCUGUUUCUGUAAAAAAAUUUCAGUAGAAACAUUGAUGUAUCAUCUCAAGUAUGACUUUUCACAUUCUUUCCAAAUUUCUGUGCAAAGAGUAAAGUAUUCCUUUAAAAAAAGGCAGGAGAAAAAGAAUGAAAGUUACUUCAACAUGUAUGUAAAUAAAAAGGGCUGUCCUUGUUACCUGUGUACUUCCAGAUUUUCCAAGAUGUGUUGGUACACAAAUGUAACAACAACAGAAAAUUCUUGAUUAUUCAUUAAAGGCCACGGAAGUGAACUGAUUGUGACUGUUAUAGGUAUUCUUGAGGAAGCAAAUUUAGCAUAUGUAAAUCAAAUUUAAGUUGUGUAAUUCCUCAUAUGGAUAAAAGUACAACAACCUAUACUAGAUUUGUUUUCCCCCCACCCCUUCCUCCAAUUCUGUCAUACGUCAGAUCAGCUUUAUACUGGAUCAUGUUGAUGCAGUGUCCACAGUGUGCAAUUGCUAAGAAGCAACCAUCAAGAUCAUUUUUGUAUGAUAAAAACAUGCUCAUCAUGCAUCUCAUGCCAUAGUUGAUUUAAUGCCAUGCCCCUGCUCCACUCAUCCCUUCUUUUCAACCAAUUCUAAUGUUUGCAUGCAUUUUCAGUAAUAUGUGGACUUAAUUUUAAAUCAUAGAAUUGAAACUAAACUUUAAUAUGAUUUCAGUGCUGCUCACUGACAAUUGUAACUACAUGUCUUUAUCAUUCUGAAGUAAUUUACCCAAAGCAUAAAAUUUUCCUUAAGUUAAUUAAAGGUUUUUAACCACACUAAUCCAAAUGCCACAGUUUUAAACAUUCAGAUUAAAAAUUAGUACCUUGUCCCCCAGGGAAAAUUACCUGAACUGGAGAUAAUUACUUCCUCCUUCACACAAUACUUCCAGUAAAAGGAGAGUGACCUUUGCAGCUACUUUUCAUCCUUUAAAUAGUUUGAAUAUGAAUACUUAUCUUAAGCAGUAUGAAUCUAGAACUAAUGUAAAAGAGUCCCAUGUGUAAACUGACAUGAACUUAAUUAUCUAUAUGACAAUGAAUCUCAUUAUUCAAAUCUUCCUUAGGAGUUGAGGGUUAAGGAGACAUGCCUAGAAGUCAUUGGUUUUGAAUAGGGUUAUCACUCCACUGGUGCAUUUUAAUCACCAGUGUUUCGGAGAAAUUAACCUGAACUUUCACAUCAGGUUCAUGAUACUGAUUAAAUUUAAUUAACGCGUUGACUGUUAGGAGGAUGAUGGCCGCCACAGCAGUCUUGUGCCUAAUGUCGUGUCAUUGCAGUGCAUUGCAUUGUGCAUGCAGCAGUCAACAAGUUUAACAACGCUGCCUUUAAAAUAAAGGAGGGUUGUGGAGACAUGCUGUAGUCAUUGUUCUUAAAUAAGGUUAUCACCCAAAUGGUUUAUUUUAAUUACCAGUGUUUCAGAGUAAUGAACUGGAAUGUCCACAGUAGGUAUUAAUUAAACAUACUUAAAUAAUCCUGCCUUUUGUAGUCCACAAUUAUACACACAUCAGUUAAUGUUUAUACAAUUAUAAUAUGAAUAUGGUAUUUACCCAGUACUGUGGGGGGCACAACCUUCUUAAACAUUCAGCCAGUAAAAUUGAAUCAUGUGUGUUAUACUGCUACCACAGUUUGAAUACAAGAAAUGCUUUAGGCAGUACAGUGUUGUUAUAAGUAAAAUUCUGCUUUUAAAAUGGAAAAAUAGCAGUGGAAAUGCUAUUUAAGAAAAUUAAUACAAGGUUUAAAGUUUGUGAGAAUUGUGUACCUGUUGCUGUCUACACAAGUUCCUUAGUUUUUCUCAAGGUUAGCAAAGUAAACGUAGAUCACACAUAUUUAUAGUGUGUAAUGUGUCUGAAUUUUGACAGUAGCCUCAGUUCAUGAAAUUUGUACUUAAUUAUUUGCUGUCGGUUGCUGGUAAGACCUAUUUAAAUGUGCAUUGGAAUAUUGUGCCUGAUAUUUUUUUUAACUUUUUGACAGUGAAAUCAAUUAAAUAUGUGUUUCUUGUAUCAUAAGCAAUAGUUAAGUCAUAUUGUUACCAUUUAAUACUAUCGUGGGAUGUGUUAUGCAUCAUUAGGAACAUAAUUUAUAAUGAAUUUGUGAUUGGCAGUAUUGAGUUUUAAGAUUUCAAAAAAUAUGAGGAUGAUGAAAAUAAAAAAGCAAUAACUAUGUGUUCCAUCAAUCUCAGAAAUGUUUGUGAUAAAUACAGAGCUGCAUAGAUAUUUCCAUGUCCCAUUAAAUGUAUUUGCAAUAUCAUGAAAUGCUGUGGAACAUGUCAGUUGAUUUAGGAAAAGACACAUUUUUCAGUGACUGUUUGGUUGCAUGAUGACCAUUUAUGAGUACAUGAGUAAAUUAUAUUUAUAUCUACAUUAAAUAUAAUUUAGUGAGGGUAUAAACCAGUAAUAGCUGAUUUUUAAGUUCCAUUAAUUACUUUAGCCAUUUGCCAUGUUAUGUAUAUUUCUUAAUGCUAUCUUUAUCUGUAUAUAAAAUAUUAUAUUUUUCUUUGAUGUUUGAACUCCCCUCCCCCCCCCCCC